AAUACUGACUUCAAGACAGCAAAGGGAACUGUAUCUUCACAGGACAUCCCUUCAGACCCUGAACCAGCCUUCAUAACCACAUGCACAAUGGCAGAUGCAAGCUUUCAGCGGGAGUUCCUGGAAACCCACAAUGCCUACAGGCUGAAGCACAAGACGCCAAAGAUGACCCUUAGCAGAGAGCUGUCUGCUUCAGCUCAGAAAUGGGCCGAUCACCUGCUGGCAAUCAACGCCCUGCAACACAGUAAAACUAAGGACGGAGAGAACAUCUACAAUAUGUGGAGCUCAGCAACACUUAAACUGACAGGGAAAGAAGCUGUAGAUUCGUGGUACAGUGAGAUCAAGGAUUACAACUGGAGCUGCCCUGGAUUCAGCAGCAAUACUGGUCAUUUUACUCAGGUGGUGUGGAAAGACAGUAAAGAACUGGGCGUGGGCAUGGCCACUGAUGGCCACAAGGUCUUUGUGGUUGGGCAGUACCGGCCAGCUGGCAACAUGAACAUGGCGGGAUACUUUGAGAAAAACGUCCUACCAAAAGCGUAAAAGACAGCUGGCAGAGAGGUGGGUGGAGCAGACAACACUUCCAGUGAGGAAGGUGCAGUGAGCCCAAGGAAAACUUC
Messenger RNA from Perca flavescens (yellow perch), 614 nucleotides. RefSeq names its product Golgi-associated plant pathogenesis-related protein 1. The coding region runs from base 88 to 537 and encodes 149 amino acids. Gene Ontology annotation, cellular component: extracellular region. The transcript is spliced from 6 exons. Lineage: Eukaryota; Metazoa; Chordata; Actinopteri; Perciformes; Percidae. The record is from RefSeq and is a predicted model, not a curated record.